Drosophila eugracilis is the source of this 2176-nucleotide messenger RNA. It is a transcript of the gene croc, whose product is annotated as fork head domain-containing protein crocodile. The coding region runs from base 303 to 1817 and encodes 504 amino acids. NCBI's taxonomy places the organism in Eukaryota, Metazoa, Arthropoda, Insecta, Diptera, Drosophilidae. Gene Ontology annotation, biological process: regulation of transcription by RNA polymerase II; cell differentiation; anatomical structure morphogenesis. The transcript has a single exon. Gene Ontology annotation, molecular function: RNA polymerase II cis-regulatory region sequence-specific DNA binding; DNA-binding transcription factor activity, RNA polymerase II-specific. The record is from RefSeq and is a predicted model, not a curated record.
GUUACUAUACCGAACGGUUCUGCGCUCGCUCUGCGCUCCCAUUUCCCCUAUAAACCAUAUAUAUAUAUAUAUAUCUAGAUAUCUACCUAUAUAUAUAUAUACAUAUAUCUUAUGUGCCCGACUUGUUUAAGCAAAUAUUAUCGCUAGUAAUAAUAAGAAGCAGCAAAUGUUGAAGUGAUUGAAUUCGAGAAACAAAAAUAACAUAAAAAACAAAGCAAAAGAAAAGUUAAAAAAGAAAAUUUGAAAAUACACCACAAGGCGGCAGUGGAAAAUCGAGUAGAAAAUCCGCCGGAAUCGCCGCCAUGCAUACGUUAUUCAGCGACCAGAACUCCUUUACCCGCCACUAUGCCCAGACCGCCGCCGGGUACGGAUCAGCUUCGGCAGUGGCGGCGGCAAGCAGUGCCUCGGCAGCAGCGGCGGCACAUUACGCAUACGACCAGUACUCCCGCUAUCCGUACUCGGCCAGUGCCUACGGUCUGGGUGCACCGCAUCAGAACAAGGAGAUCGUGAAGCCGCCGUACUCCUACAUAGCCCUGAUAGCCAUGGCCAUACAGAAUGCGGCCGACAAGAAGGUCACCUUGAAUGGCAUCUAUCAGUAUAUCAUGGAGAGGUUUCCCUACUAUCGGGACAACAAACAAGGCUGGCAGAACUCCAUCCGGCAUAAUCUUAGCCUGAACGAGUGCUUCGUCAAGGUGGCCAGGGAUGACAAGAAGCCCGGCAAAGGUUCCUACUGGACCUUGGAUCCCGAUUCGUACAACAUGUUCGACAAUGGCUCCUUCCUCCGGCGGCGUCGUCGUUUCAAGAAGAAGGAUGUGAUGCGGGAGAAGGAGGAGGCCAUAAAGCGACAGGCCAUGAUGAACGAGAAGCUGGCCGAGAUGAAGCCCCUUAAGCUGAUGACCAAUGGUAUACUGGAGGCCAAGCACAUGGCUGCCCAUGCAGCGCACUUCAAGAAGGAACCACUGAUGGAUCUGGGUUGCUUAAGCGGCAAGGAUGUAUCCCACGCUGCCAUGCUGAACUCCUGUCACGACAGCUUGGCCCAGAUGAAUCACUUGGCCGGCGGUGGUGUGGAGCAUCCCGGUUUCACCGUGGACUCCUUGAUGAAUGUCUACAACCCGCGUAUCCAUCACAGCGCCUAUCCUUAUCAUUUGAAUGAGGAUAACCUGGCCACGGUGGCUAGUAGUCAGAUGCAUCAUGCCCACCAUGCCGCCGCCGCCCAUCAUGCCCAGCAAUUGCAACGUCAUGUGGCGCAUGUAGCCCAUCCUCUGACGCCUGGCGGUCAGGGAGCUGGUGGCCAAUCCUCUGGACAUUCGCCCACCACGAUCUCAACGCCCCAUGGACCCGCGCACGGAGGUUGGUACACCCCGGAGACCCCGCCAUCGGAACCACUUCCUCAUAAUGGCCAGCAGGGCACACCCACCCACCCGGGCAACAAUAACAACAACAGCAGCAGUGUACUUAACCACAAUGGAGUGGGCAAUGGAGGCGGUGGCGGUGGAACCUCAAGUGUGCUGACCAGCAGUCCCACCUCUGCAUUGGGUUUCCGUGACAUGAUCUUCGAGCAGAAUCAAUCCUGUCAACUGGAUACGGGAAGUCCAACUGGUAGCCUUCAAUCCGCUAGUCCACCUGCCUCCGCAUCUGUGGCAGCGGCAUCAGCGGCAGCCGCUGCGGCGGUGAUCAGUAGCCACCAUCAUCAUCAUCAUCAUCAUCAUGCGGCUCUAAGCGGGAACCUGGGCCAGCUGGGCCAGCUGAGCAACCUGAGCCACUACCGACCACAUGUGGGUCACUACCAGGAGUACGGCAUCAAGUACGGGGUCUAAGCUGAGGGAUAGCUGGGCUCUCUUGUAUAUUCCUGUAAAUAUACCAUAUAGAACGAACCACAGCUCUAGGAUUCAUCAUCUGCAUCCAGAAUCUUGUAUCUCAGAUCUUUUAUUGUUUUCCAACUUGUUUUGCGAUUGUAUACGAAGUGGGUGGGAGCGGGGGGUGAGAGAGAGAGGGAGUUUAGUUGUUAAGCUAAAACGCAUUAUUGUAUUAACUGUAAUUUGUAAUUUUAGCCCGUAAUUGUUAUCGAAUUUAGGCUUAGUCCCAAUCGUCUGCUAUGCAAUUUGUGAUGAGGUUUUGCUACACAGAAUAUAAACUUAAAUUAGCGCAUUUUGUCAAUAACUAAAAAAAAAAACUA